AUGGAGACACUUCUUUUUCUAUUUCCUCAAUUCAACUACAUGGCCCCAAAGGAGGAAGCGUAUUUCAAAAUGCUCAGUCCAGAACACUUACAGGCACCAAAGAUGAAGGACGAUACUAGCAGACAGAAAGACAAGGAGAGGAAGAGCCGACUAAGCCUUUUUCUCACCAAGUCAGGCUCCCAUGAAAACGUCAGUCCCCAUAAAAAGACAAAUACGGCAUCCAGCAACAUCUCACCAGAGGCAGCUUUGCAAUGGAGCGACUCCUUUGAAGAACUGCUGAAGCACUCAGAUGGGGUGGAAAGCUUCUCUCAGUUCCUCAGGACAGAGUUCAGUGAGGAAAACAUCGAGUUCUGGCUGGCCUGUGAAGAAUACAAGACCAUUGAUUCAGAGACGAAGCUGCUAUCCAAAGCCAAAUAUAUUUAUACGGUUUAUAUUGAAUCGGACGCCCCUAAAGAGGUCAACAUCGACUACAACACCAAGAUGGCCAUUCAGAAGGUCAUAGCACAGCCCACAAAGAGCAGUUUUGAAGCAGCCCAGAUGAAAGUCUACAGCCUGAUGAAAAAGGACUCCUACCCCAGGUUCCUCCACUCUGACAUUUAUCUGCGUCUCACCAGGAGGAAAGGCCCCGGGGCCACCAUGUUUCGCAGAAGGUCACGCUCCUGUGUAUUCAACGACAGGGGCGAGGCCACGACUUCACCUUCGGCCUGGUAGCGGUAGCAGCGCGGGCGUAGUAAACAGAUUAUUACAAAGGAGGUGAUCCAUGAUUAGCAGCACAGUUGUUGAAAUGUAAUGUGUGGUGCGGAGGCUUAUUAUCCACAGGUUUGCUUCUACAGUGUGUUAUUUUUUUAUAACCACAGGCGUCACGGUGGAUUAUCUCACUUAGCCUACAAAGUACCACGGCAGCUUGCCAAGAGUUAUCAAAAUAAGUAUUUAGUCGUUUUGGGAAAUACGCUUAUUUUCUUUCUUGCUGAGAAUUAGAUGAGAAGAUUCAUACUACUUUAUACAUGCUUGGUACAAGAUGUACUCUAAAGAUCUUUUUUAUUUGCAAAAACAUAAGUGGAAAGGCUUUUAGUCAUUGGGGGUGAUUUUUUUUCAACGUGAUUAUUAAUAUAAUUUUUUAAAAAUGUUUUUGUCACAUGUAUCUUCACAUAGAACGGGAAUAUUACACAGUGAAAAAGCUGCAUAGUUUUUCCAAAAUAGAGUUUUCUAACAUUUUUGAGUCAUUUAUUCAUCACGUCUCCAGUGUGUACAGGCCUAGAAAAAAGACAUGUUGCUGUGUUAGGGGGGGUUAUGUGCUGGACUAUUUCUUGUCCGGAAGCAGUAACUUCUGGAGUCCGUUGCCUGAAAUUUUAGCUAGCUGUUUUGCCUCAUUUCCAGUUUUUAUGCUAAGCUAAUUCUGCUGUCUCCAGCUCAUACGUUUCUUCUUUUUCUUAUCUCAGCCAUAAAGUAAAUAAGCUUUUUUCCCAAGAUGUCAAACUAUAAGUACUGUACUACACAGCUGAGUAAAAGCUGUCACCAUUAGCCUAUCAGCCAUAAGAAUAAGUUUAGAACUGCUGUGAGGCUACUACAUCCGAACCAUGUGGUUAUUUGAAAAUAACACCCUUUUGGCCAAUCAGAGCUGAGUAUUCUCUGUGGUCACGGUAUCUCUGGACCUUUCACUUUGCACUUGUGAAACUUUUAUUUCUCUUUCUCAGAGGCGCUGCCCU
This is a messenger RNA of Centropristis striata (black sea bass), 1706 nucleotides long. RefSeq names its product regulator of G protein signaling 18 (gene rgs18). The record is from RefSeq and is a predicted model, not a curated record. Bases 1 to 711 code for a protein of 236 amino acids. The transcript is spliced from 5 exons. Lineage: Eukaryota; Metazoa; Chordata; Actinopteri; Perciformes; Serranidae.